AUGUAUACUGCAGGGCUAGGCUCAUGCGCGCGAUGGACCUGGUUUCCAUUGCAGGCUCUUGGGCAGUGGCUUCCCGUCAUCGACGGGCUGCACAUUGGACAGCUGGUGGAGAUAGAGGCAAGCCAUGCCAGUCUGGCAGGCAAGUGUGGCCAGCUUGUCAAUUGGCUUCCGGAGGAUAAUCUGUUCGAGAUUGCCCUCCUCAGCACGGGGCGAACUGUGCGGGUGGACCCCAAGGACGUACGCAGCGUCACAGACUGUCAGGGUCCAACGACUGGUGGUGGGCCAGACAGCUUCGACAUAGUCAUUGGUCCGAGGACGAACCGGGAUGCACUCGGCGAGGUCCUCUGCAACAGCCUACUAGAGAAAGGCUUCUGCGUCCUUCGUCUGAUUCAGCGCGAUGAGGAUCGUGAAGAAGCGAUGAGGAUGGUCCGGGGAUUCGACAAGGAUAGCAGGCUUUGCCGAUUGGCAAACGAAGUCGAGGAGGGCUACCUCGGCAAGGGCGGCCGCGGCAAAGUUAUGUGGCUGGAUCCUGAAGACUCCUCCGUUCCUCGCGGUGCCGCAUUGCGAAGGAAUGAUGCAAAUAUCACCAGCUUGGCCGAGAUUCUGCAGCCCUUCGCAGAGGAUGUUCUCGGGGCGCCAAUCUCGGAGCGCACGCCAGCGAUGGCGUGCAUGUCCAUGACGGAUGCGGAGGAGGCCAUCUACGAGCAUCCGACUGCCUCAGACACGAUCAUCGAGGAGUUCUACGGGAACUGGGCGCGCAGUGUGCUGCGAGUCGUGCACUUCCUGGGCCCCGGGGAGUGCAAGGUGGCUCUAACGGCAAAGGACGAUGCGCCCAUCAGCCGGUUAGAAGAGAGCUACGAGAUCAAUGCAGGUCCCAACACGAUCAUCCUCAUGAGGCAGGACACCUUCGACUAUUGGUGUGACGAGCCCGAGGAUGACAGCGAGGCCUUCUGGCUCCAGGCCUUCCUGCUCCGGGCCGGUCCCAACUGGACCCUGGGUGAGGUCAUCGAUGGUGACCUGAGCCUCCUGAUGAGCCGAGGCGACGGCCCGCCACCGCCCUCGGGCCCCGAUGUGGUCGCCGUGGUGGCGCUGUCCUUGCAAGCCUGCGGCAAGAUGACAGACCACCACAAAGAGUGGACAGCCUACACGGCCGGUGUGGAUGCCCAGCUGGAGAUGCCCAUCCUCCGUUUUGAAUAUCUUCCGUACUACAACGAGGAGGUGGACUUGCCCCAGGGCACGACCUUCGUGAAGCACUUCUCGGUGCAAGAUGGUGUAGAGCUUUUUGACAACAAGGUCUUUGAGAUCUCCAACAUGGAGGCCGAGUGCAUGGACCCGAUGUACCGUCAAGUCAUGGAGGUGGGCUACCUGUCCACCUUGCAGAUAGGGCUCACCAAGAAGAUUGCAAACUCGAAGUCCACCCAUGCCUCCGUGUCCGUGGGCCUGGACAAGCAGGAGUGGACGCAGAUGCCGGUCGCCACGAGCGUAGCGACAAACAACCAGCUGGCCAUUGUCGCGAACCGCUUCAACUACGUCUUCAACCUAAAAGGCGGCAGCUACGCGUGCGACACAGCCUGCUCCUCCUCUCUGGUGGCCUCGCACCUGGGGAAGGUGAACCUGCUGGAGCAGCGGUGGGAUCCCCUUGAGUGGCACCUGGGAAUGGGCACAGGCCUGACGCUAACCGUGGGAUCAUUCAUCCACGGCUGCGCGGCGCACAUGCUUUCGCCUGGCGGCCGCUGCUUCACAUUCAAUGCCACAGCCAACGGCUACAACCGUGGAGACGGUACAGCGGCCUUCAUCAUCAAGAACGGCACCUUCGAAGAGGAGAGGUGUGCCUUCCUACGGGGCUCUCAGAUUGGUCAGGAUGGGCGCAGUGCCAGCAUGUCGGCCCCGAACGGUCCAGCGCAGGAGAAGUGCGUCUGGGGUGCCAUUCGCGAAGCCAGGAUGCGACCUCCAGAGUCCACGGUGUGGGAGUGCCACGGCACCGGGACGUCAUUGGGAGACCCCAUCGAAGUCGGCGCAGUUCGAAAAGUGCAGAUCAAGGAGCAGCGCGUUGAGCCCCUGCUGAUCGCCAGCAGCAAGUCCAACCUCGGACACUUGGAAGGUAGCGCAGCAGCAAUUGCCAUGAACAAGUGCAUCCUGGUCGUGAUGCAUGCCAUGGCGUUGCCGACGCAGCACUUGAAGACGCUGAAUCCGCACUUGGACCACGCGGCGUUCGAUGCAGUUUACUCCACUGAGCAAACUGUGUACAAGUACGCCCAGGGCCACUGCCAGGUGUCAUCCUUCGGUGUGGGGGGCACGAACGGACACGCCAUCUUCUGGGGGGAGAAGGCUCAGCCCGACGUGGACUUCCGCAGGGUCUUCCUUAAGAAGAUCAUGCGCGCCACGCCGCCCAUCACCACUGAGGGUUCCACGGACCCCGCCCUGUGGGACUACCGGGGGCUUGACUACAAGGCUACCAUGGGGGACACCUACAAAGUGUCGCUCGACAAGGACCCGCUCACGGGCGAGGAGAACGUGACCUUCGAGAAGGAGCAGGUCAAAGACGACCCUGCGGAGUUCUACAGCACCACCGGCAACCACAACGACUGGGACAGCGAUCGGAUGCAGGAGGGUUCCAUUCCGGGCCUGUACUUCCAAGACAUCACAGUGCCGGAGGGAGGUCAGCUCGAGUUUCGCAUCCUGGUUGAUGGCGAUGCCGACAAGAACAUCGGUCCGGAGGACACGACUUCGCAGCCUCUCCUUCCCAUCAAGGGGCCGGAGAAGCAGCUGCGCACCUCGUGGUUGGUGGACGCUUCGCCCGGAACUCUCGUCCGAGUGGAGUUCCUCACGUCCACGAAGGACCUCCACAGCUCCUUGAAGCCCAGAAGUGUCUCUUGGUUCAUUGUCGGGGACUGA
This is a messenger RNA of Symbiodinium natans, 2895 nucleotides long. NCBI's taxonomy places the organism in Eukaryota, Dinophyceae, Suessiales, Symbiodiniaceae. The record is from the annotation of a GenBank genome assembly.